AUGGACAAUAUAAAGCAAUUUAACUCGAUGGGCUCCGAUGAUAAUUGGAGAACUACAAACUUUCGACAAAGCGUUGUCUCGAAAAUUGAGGAGUGUAUUCAGCGAUCAGGGAUGCAAGUAGCGCGCAACAGUAGCGAAAUGGAAAACCAUGUAUAUAUGAAGGCAAAAACACGGGAAGAAUACAUGAACAUGGUCGCAAAACUAAUACUACAUGUUAGGGAAAUGUCCCAGCCGAAACAGAACCAAGCAGGCGGAUCAAUGCAAGGUCCCAACCAGAAUCAGUCUGGCCCAAAUCAGCAGGUGCAGGCGCAGCCAGGCCAAGCGCAACAAGGACCGAACAGCCAAACAGGCCUAGCCCCUGAUCCAAUCAACGCUCUACAGAACCUCGCUUCACAAGGUACAAGGAACCAGAUGAUGAACAUGGGCCAAGGACAGAUGCAAUCUCAGGGGGUGCUAGGCCCGAACCCGGGGAUGGCCGGUUUACAAGCACAAAUAGGCCAGCAAGGCCCCAUUUCGUCUCAAGGGGGGCCGCAGUCCCAGACCGCGACGAAUCUCCUCCAGACCUUGAAUCAACGGCCCCAGCUGAACAUGCAGCUCCAAAACAAACUCGGCUUGGGCAUGUUGCCGAAUCAAAACCAAAUGGGCAACAAUAUGGUGUCUAUGGGGGGCAUGGGGAAUCCGAUGGGCAGCCAGCUACAGAACCAGCUGGCGGGGCCUGGAAUGCAGGGCCAGAUGAUGCCUAAUAUGUCGAUGACCAACAACAUGCAAGUGCCCUUAUCCGGCGCCAGCACAAUGGUGGGACAGAUGCAGUGCAAUCAAGUAGUCGGCGGUAUGGGCGGACAGAUGGCGCCCAAUUCAAUGCAAGGGCAAAUGCAGGGACAAAUGGUUGGGGGCAUGGGCAACAGCCAGAUGGUGAACAUGAACAUGCUGCACAUGCAGGGCCGCGUUGGCAACAAGCCCGAGGGGGGCGGCAUGCUGGGGGCCGGCUACCCGCCCUCCAGGGCUCCGCCCCCCAACCAGUUCCUGCGCCAGAGCCCAUCGCCGUCCGCCUCCUCGCCCAACAUGGGCGGGCCCAGUCCGGUCUCGAUGGGUGGCAGCGUGCUCGGCGGGGCGCUGGCGUCUCCGAUGUCCUCGCUGGGCGGCAUGGCGCCCUGCGGUGGGGUCGGGAGCCCCUCGCCCUCAGCGCCCGCCCACCUGGCCCACCACGCCCAACAGCAGCGCACGCCCGUGGGCGGCGGCGUGGCCUCGCCCGGCGGCGAGGAGGCCGUCUACCGCGAGAAGGUGCGCCAGCUCUCCAAGUACAUCGAGCCGCUGCGCAGGAUGGUGCAGCGGAUGGUCAACGAGGGCGAGAACGUGGAGAAGCUGACUAAGAUGAAGAACCUGCUGGACAUCCUGUCGAACCCGAACAAGCGGAUGCCGCUGGAGACGCUGAUCAAGUGCGAAGUGGUGCUCGAGAAGCUGGACUUCAAACGCAGCGAGAGCGUCGGACUGGGGCUGCCCACGGCGACCGGGAAGCAGGAGCAGAUCUUCAAUCCGCUGUUGGAGGUGGUGAACAACUGUCUACAGUCACCGCUCGCCAACCACACCCUCAAACGCACCUUCGGCUCCACACUGGAUGCGCUCAACGGUCCAGAGAUUAAGAAUCUACCUCCACCUCAGAAAAUGCCUAAACUGGAUGAGCCGACGAUGGAAAUUCCAGAUGUCCUACAAGGUGAAAUCGCAAGAUUAGAUUCAAGAUUUAAGGUGUCGCUGGAGACGAUGCAGCUGUCGGGCGGCAGCGGCGCCAUCUCGCUGGUGGCGCAGCUGGACGACGUGCGGCUGCCGUGCGUGCCGGCCGUGCACGUGGCGGUGCCGCGCGACUACCCGGCGCACGCGCCCGCGCGCCUGCGCACGCGCACGCCGCGCGCCGACCAGCACCGCGCCUUCCUCGCGCGCGUCGACCAGGCCAUGGACGCGCGCUGCGCCCGAUUGCCGAAGAGCUGCUCCGUGGGACAACUGCUCGACGCAUGGGAGAUGAGCGUGCGGCAAGCUUGCGCGCCCAACGCCACUACGUACACGCCCGUGCCCGCCCUCGGUCUG
Molecule: messenger RNA, 2079 nt
Organism: Iphiclides podalirius (scarce swallowtail)
Lineage: Eukaryota; Metazoa; Arthropoda; Insecta; Lepidoptera; Papilionidae
Source: the annotation of a GenBank genome assembly